AUGGCUAGGCAAACUACCAAAUAUGCCAAUUUGCUUUAUUAUGUUAGUUUAGCUCUUUUGCUACUCGGAUGUGUCGAAUAUUUUAAGUACUCCACGCGUACAAACUACGAAUGGUUUCACUGUACUCCUGUGAUGGAACCUGCAAACGAAUCGGGUAGCGUGAAAAAGCUCUAUGCAGUCGGAGGUCCAGCAUGCGAUAAAAGAGGAGAAUUUAAAUCUAUUUUUAACUUUAUUACUUCUAAUUACGAUCCUAAUGUUGAAUCUUAUUCGUUUUGUUUUGUCGAAAAUACGUCUUUGAAAUCCAUUCACUACCCAAUAUCAAACCACGACAAAGGCCCUGCUGGAUACUUAGCUUAUAUUGGUUACGAUAGUGAUAAAGAGCUCGUUCAGCAUUACUGUGAUGGAGCUGGUGCCACUGUGUUCCAUUUAUGA
Molecule: messenger RNA, 432 nt
Organism: Eremothecium cymbalariae DBVPG#7215
Lineage: Eukaryota; Fungi; Ascomycota; Saccharomycetes; Saccharomycetales; Saccharomycetaceae
Gene: LIP1
Product: sphingosine N-acyltransferase subunit LIP1
Exons: 1
Coding region: 1-432 (143 amino acids)
Source: RefSeq, a predicted model, not a curated record